CAACGCCCACCAUGUACUGUUAAAUUACAACAUAAUUACAAUAUUCGGAUGUUCGCACUUCAAAUGAUCACUAUAAAGGUAUAGGCUUGUGUCCAUAGUCGUACAGUUUUCCACUGUUCAGUUGUACACAGAUUUCAAAUAUGUCUGCUAUGCACAGUGUUGUUUGGCUUUUCUACUGCUCGAUGUCUUUCGCAAUUUGUGCCGCUGACGGAAAAACAAACGUACAGAUUCCUUUACUGAAUAAUAAAGCUACAGCUCCUCUGUAUGCUGAAUUUAAUAUGUCGAAUUUGAAUCAACGACUGAGAGAGAUUUUUAACAAGGAAGUCAUAGAGAAUACAGUUAAUGUGAGCUGCGAAGAACCAUACGAGAAGAUAGGGAAAGGUUGUUAUUCUAUCAAGGAUGACAACGUAUCUGGUGAUGCAGCAUUUGCGAGCUGUACAAACCCUGGUGCUUACCUUGCUAACUUCGAAACUAUCGAAGAAGCCAUGAUCAUGAAAUUGUUCCUUCAGAAGCGGAAUUCAGGUAUACAUUACUACGUUGGUGGACGUAAUAUCAAUAGAUACCUACCAAAUGGCGAUUGGAGAUGGAUUAAACAUGGUAAAGCCACAAAGAUGACUUAUUUUGCCUUUGCAUUUAAUCAGGGACCCGAUAGUCAACUUGAUAGUGAAAACGACUGCAUGUUCUUCUACGCUAGAUAUAGAUACAAGUUCCAUGAUAAUGGAUGUGACAAUGGAAAAUACCUAGGAGGUUAUAUUUGUGAAAUUUGACAUGUGUUAUAUCAAUUUGUUAAGAUAUAAAUGAAUAGCAAAAAAAAUGAAAUUAUAUUUAUAAGUAUCAAAAGGCCUUGAUUGCGAUACUAUGUUGAUUGUUUUAUUGAGUGUCUAUUUUUUCAGUUAUUCGAAUUGCUAAAGGGGAAAUUCCUUACUAGUUACAAACAUACAUACAUUAAUUGUAGGAACAUCUAAGAUAUGUGCAAAAGUCGGUACUAAAUUAUAAUCCUGGUACCUUUGAUAACUAUUUACACCACUGGGUCGAUGCCACUGCUUGUGGACGUUUCGUCCCCGAGGGUAUCACUAGCCCAGUAGUCAACACCUCUGUGUUGACAUGAAUAUCAAUAAUUUGGUCAUUUUUAUAAACUUCCUGUUUACAAAACUUUGAAUUUUCGAAAAACUAAGAAUUUUCUUAUCCCAGGUAUAGAUUACCUUAGCCAUAUUUGGCACAACUUUUUGGAAUUUUGGAUCCUUAAUGCUCUUCAACUUUGUACUUGUUUGGCUUUAUAAAUAUUUUGAUUUGAGCGUCACUGAUGAGUCUUAUGUAGACGAAACGCGUGUCUGGCGUACUAAAUUAUAAUCCUGGUACCUUUGAUAACUAUCAUACAUUUAUGUAUUGUGGAAGUCUGAUUUAGUAUGCAAGUGGUUUAUACAUGAUGGCAUUUUACUUCCAUAUUGAACAACGAUAGGUAAUAAGUGUUUUAAGCUUACAAUUUAAGAUAUUGUUCUUCAAAUCUGUCUCCAUCAUUUAUAAAAGUAAGAAUUGAACUUGUUUUCUCAUUUGAACUCGUAUUUUCUUGGAUUAAUAUGAGUUUCAUUGUUUGAAAUAAUACUUCAAUGUUAUAUUUGUUUUUUCUGCAUAUUGUAAGUUAACAAGCCACAUGAUAAUAACGAUACGAUAUAUCUCUUAGUUACUUACGUUAAUGUAUGUAAUAUAAUUUCUUUUUAUACUUGAGCAAAUACAAAAUAAUAUAUAUUAUCGUUUUAAAAAAUGUGCUAUUGUUUACAGAUGCACUACAGUGAAAAGAAAAGAUCAACCAAUGCAGCAUAAUGAGGUUGAAAAUCCUUUUUGUCGGUAACUCCAUAUGCUCACUUCUACCGUUUGUCUAAUAAAUCAAGGUUCUACAAAAGUAAAUCACGAAUUCACCAAUAUUCCAACUGACUCCAUUUUCGGAAAACAACAUCAGUAAUAAUCAUAAACCGUUAGCUAUUUCUUUAUUUCUUUAACUGCAGAACCAAAUAUAAUGAAACUAUGCUCUGGCUUCUGAAGCUACACAAAAUAACUCACGAAUAUAGAUUUGUUUCGUCUUCAAUCCAUUGCUUCAUUACUAAAUUGUCUAUUCUACUUACUAAUACGUUAAGUAAAAUCAUAAACCUAAUACUACAUUUUUAAAUUAAGGCGUUUGGAAAAGUGGAAUUAAUUAUUUUUGGAGUGUAAAAAAUUCUUUAGAAGAACUUGAUAAAUUGCAUGCUCAUAUUGAUGAUUUUGA
This is a messenger RNA of Mytilus trossulus (common blue mussel), 2260 nucleotides long. RefSeq lists its product as uncharacterized. Bases 141 to 767 code for a protein of 208 amino acids. The transcript has 4 exons. Lineage: Eukaryota; Metazoa; Mollusca; Bivalvia; Mytilida; Mytilidae. The record is from RefSeq and is a predicted model, not a curated record.